Molecule: messenger RNA, 736 nt
Organism: Helianthus annuus (common sunflower)
Lineage: Eukaryota; Viridiplantae; Streptophyta; Magnoliopsida; Asterales; Asteraceae
Product: polyubiquitin-like
Exons: 3
Coding region: 1-654 (217 amino acids)
Biological process (GO): protein ubiquitination; modification-dependent protein catabolic process
Cellular component (GO): cytoplasm; nucleus
Molecular function (GO): protein tag activity; ubiquitin protein ligase binding
Source: RefSeq, a predicted model, not a curated record
AUGGCGGACGAGGGCAAAGGAAUGGCUGACGAAGACGAUAGGUCUGGUACCGGAAGAGAAAUUGAGACCCCAACUGAUAUUCCAUGUGAAGAGCAAGCUUUGAUCUUCAACGAAACCGUUCUCGGGGACAACGGUACCCUUUUUGAUUACAGGAUCAACAAGAAUGAGACGCUAAAACUUAUGCGUCAAUCAACGGGAAUUAUGGAGAUAGAUAUCCUCAUCUUUUAUAGCGGAGAGACCAUUACUCUCAAAGUCAAACCUUCGGAUACCAUUUACAGCAUUAAAGCCAUGAUUCGGGAUGAAACGCAAAAACCUAUUGACGAGCAGGAUUUGAUCUUUAACCGAACCGUUCUUCACAACGAUGAUACCCUUGCUGGUUGCGACAUCCACAAGGAGUCUACACUCACACUUUUGUGGUCAGCAAGAGUAUACAUCAUGAAGAUAUUCAUCAAGACCGCAACAGAAAAGACCGUUACUCUGCAUGUCAAACCCUCAGACACCAUCUACAACCUGAAGUUAAAGAACCAGGAUAAGGAAGGUGUUCCCCCAUUCAAGCAGACACUGAUCUUUAACAAAAUUUUCCUGGAGGAUAGUGCUACCGUUGCUGAUUAUCGCAUCCGUGAUGGACAAGAAGUCGGUCUUGUGUUGGGAUAAUCUUGAUAGUUCGGGUUGAGUACGGGUCAAGUUGGUUGCAGAAACCUUUUGUGUUCGUGAGUGUUUAAUUGUUCGAUCUUUU